AUGACAAACAACAUUUAUGAUGAAUUCUUUGAAUGUGAUACGAGGAAGAGAAAGAUUGAGGUUUUUGAAGAAGAAGAAAAACUUGAAAGGACUCCCAAACCGCCGACCAAGAAGAGUAGACAUAUUAGUCCCAAGGUCCCUGAAGUUAGUGGUGAAACUAGCCAAGAAAGCUCCUCUCAUUCAAUCCCUUCUGCGACGACUCCUAUUCCAAAUGUGUCUACAUCUUGUGCACCAAAUCGAGUGUCUCAAGACUUAACUGCCAAACUUGAUGUGCUGACAAAUGUUGUGAAUGAGAUUAAAAAGGAUGUCAAUGACAUUAAAAGUGAAAUCAAGCUCAUGAAGGACAAUCAACAACUUAUAAUCACAUUAUUGGGGCAAAGAAAUGAACAAAAGAAUGAUGGAGGAGAAGAAAAAGAAGAGGCAGGUACAGCUGCAAUUGAUACUCAGAAGAGGACGACAAAGAGAAAGAAUAAUAAUCUUACACUUGUUGAGAAUAGAACGAAGAGGAAGAAUGAUGAUGUUGAUAAUGAGAAUAGGACGAAGAGGAAGAAUGAUGAGUUGAUGAACUCUAAGAGGAAGAAGAAUGACGAUAAGAUGAAGAAGACUGAGGAUGAUGAUGAGAUUACAAGAAAGAGGAAUGAGAGGAAGGAGAGGCGAGAGAGGCUGGCGAUUUUGUCAAAGAAGAAGAUUGAUGAUGAGUUGGCCAAGAAGAGGAAUGCUGAGAAGUUGGCCAAGAAGAGGAAGGCUGAGAAGAGGAAAUCGAAAAAGAACGAUGAGGAGGAGGAGGACGAGUACGAGGACGAGGAGACUGAGGAGGAGGAGACUUUGGAGAAGGACGAGGAGACUGAGGAGGAGGACGAGGAGACAGAGGAGGAGGACGAGGAGACUGAGGAGAAUGACGAGAAUGAUGAUUCGCCCCCCACGCCAAAAACCUCUCGCAAAUUGGUUUUUGAUGGCCCAGAGGAGAAGAAUGAUGAUGUGCAUGAGAACAAGGAGAAUAAGGAGGUGGAGGAGAACAAGGAGGAGGGGGAGAAUAAGGAGGUAGAGGAGAAUAAGGAGGAGGAAGUGGAGGUGGAGGAGAAUAAGGAGGUGGAGGAGGACAAGGAAAAGGAGGUGGAGGUGGAGGUGGAGGUGGAGGAGAACAAGGACAAGGAGAAGGAGGUGGAGGUGGAGAAGGAGAAAGAGAAGGAGGUGGAGAAGGAAGCUGAGAAGAAUGACAAGGUAUUGCACCACGCCCUACAUUCAAAUUCCACAAUUUUUCGGAGAAAGAAGAAGUCGAAACAAUUGGGGGAAUACACCGACCCUGGUGGGAAAGGGUUUAAACUAAAUGAUCCGGUUAAGGUUAAUCCUUUGUUACGAAUUGACGAGGAAAAGAUGAAGGAGUUGAAGAAAUGGUUAAAGAGUGAUGCAAAUGAUUUCAAGGAGUUGACGACUUGCUCUGCAGAUCGUUCUUUAUUCAACAGAUUGCUCAAGCCUCAACAAUGGUUACACAAUACGGAGAUAGAUGAAAUCUGUCAUCUACUGAAACGAAGGGUUGAGGAGUUCCCUAAGACAUAUCCAAGAAAUUUCUCAAUUGCUGACUCCAAUUUAUCUCAGAAGAUGAGUAAUCGCUAUGAAGUGUUUACCCCGAAUCCUGCAGGCUACGAAUUCGACGAUCUCAUGGAAUACGUAAUUGGUGAAGGAAGUAAUCCUUGGAAUAUUGUUGAUAUGAUAUACGUACCCUUGAACAUAAAGCAGAAGCACUGGGUCCUGUGCAAGAUUCAUCUUCAAGAUUGGUGCAUAUAUGUAUAUGACUGCGAACAGAAUAUGUUCCCAAAGGAUGAAUAUGACACAUUCUUGGAACCAAUGUGUGUAAUGGUGCCGUACUUGCUUGAACAGGGGUUCAACACGAGCGAUAAACAAAGGUUUCCACAGAUCAAAUUGGAUGCGAUGCCAUAUUCCAUAAUACCACACCCAAUAGUCCCAAAGACAACCAAAAGUGGGGACUGUGGGGUUUUUACUAUUAUGCAUUUGGAAUACCUUACUGCCUCAUUGGAUAUAUCAAAUGUGGUCACUGAAAAUAUGAAUUUUUGGAGAAACAAAUGGGCAGUAAGGUUAUUCCAUCAAAUUGUAGACCCUUGA
Impatiens glandulifera is the source of this 2121-nucleotide messenger RNA. RefSeq names its product myb-like protein X. Bases 1 to 2121 code for a protein of 706 amino acids. The transcript has 5 exons. Gene Ontology annotation, molecular function: cysteine-type peptidase activity. Gene Ontology annotation, biological process: proteolysis. The record is from RefSeq and is a predicted model, not a curated record. Lineage: Eukaryota; Viridiplantae; Streptophyta; Magnoliopsida; Ericales; Balsaminaceae.